CUCGGAGAGCGCCGGUCGCCGGUACCAGAGGGACUGGUGAAGCGGCAGGAGACUGUCCGGACUGACGCCAGCGACCCUGCCUCCCUCCGCGCCCUCAGCUUCCCGGGCUGGCAGGCGGCUGGUGGCGUCUGAGGAAGUUUUUGAAAUGAAGAAGUUUAAUUUCCGAAAAGUUUUGGAUGGCUUAACUGCCUCCUCCCCUGGCAGUGGUAGCAGCAGUGGCAGUAACAGUGGUGGUGGGGCUGGAAGUGGUUCCCUGCAUCCUGGAGGAUCUACAGGGGUUCUCAGAGAGGAGAUUCAGGAAACCCUGACUUCAGAAUAUUUCCAGAUAUGCAAGACAGUUCGGCAUGGUUUUCCUUAUCAGCCCACAGCAUUAGCCUUUGAUCCUGUUCAGAAAAUCCUGGCUAUUGGGACAAGAACAGGUGCUAUACGAAUACUUGGGAGACCUGGUGUCGAUUGUUACUGUCAACAUGAAAGUGGUGCAGCUGUCCUGCAGCUCCAGUUCUUGAUCAAUGAGGGUGCGUUGGUCAGUGCAGGUUCAGAUGAUACACUUCAUUUGUGGAACCUUAGGCAAAAAAGGCCAGCCAUUCUUCAUUCUCUUAAAUUUAACCGAGAAAGAAUUACUUACUGUCAUCUACCUUUCCAGAGUAAAUGGCUCUAUGUUGGAACAGAAAGAGGAAAUACACAUAUUGUAAAUAUUGAAUCUUUCAUUCUUUCUGGAUAUGUUAUCAUGUGGAACAAGGCAAUUGAACUAUCCACAAAGACUCAUCCAGGUCCAGUUGUACAUUUAAGUGAUAGCCCCAGAGAUGAAGGGAAACUGCUAAUAGGUUAUGAAAAUGGUACUGUAGUCCUUUGGGACUUGAAAUCUAAAAGAGCAGAACUGAGAGUUUAUUAUGAUGAGGCUAUUCAUUCAAUUGAUUGGCAUCAUGAGGGCAAGCAGUUCAUGUGCAGCCAUUCAGAUGGUAGCUUGACUUUAUGGAACCUGAAAAGUCCAAGUCGCCCUUUCCAGACCACAAUUCCGCAUGGAAAAAGUCAAAGAGAAGGAAGAAAAUCCGAAUCUUGUAAACCGAUUCUUAAAGUAGAAUACAAGACUUGUAGAAACAGUGAACCAUUCAUAAUAUUUUCUGGUGGACUGUCCUAUGACAAAGCUUGCAGAAGACCAAGUUUAACCAUCAUGCAUGGAAAAGCAAUUACGGUACUUGAAAUGGAUCAUCCCAUUGUUGAAUUUCUAACUUUAUGUGAAACACCCUAUCCAAAUGAAUUUCAAGAACCCUAUGCUGUUGUAGUACUUCUGGAGAAAGAUCUCAUUGUAGUUGAUCUGACACAAAGCAAUUUUCCAAUCUUUGAAAAUCCAUAUCCCAUGGACAUUCAUGAAUCACCAGUUACAUGCACAGCAUACUUUGCAGAUUGCCCUCCGGAUUUGAUUCUAGUACUCUAUUCUAUAGGAGUCAAGCAUAAAAAACAAGGGUACAGUAAUAAGGAGUGGCCAAUCAGUGGAGGAGCUUGGAACCUUGGGACACAAACAUAUCCAGAAAUUAUUAUUACUGGUCAUGCAGAUGGAUCAAUAAAAUUUUGGGAUGCUUCUGCAAUAACUCUGCAGAUGCUGUACAAGUUAAAAACUUCAAAAGUGUUUGAAAAACAGAAGGCAGGAGAAGGGAAACAAACAUGUGAAAUUGUAGAGGAAGAUCCAUAUGCCAUUCAGAUGAUUUACUGGUGUCCAGAGAGCAGAAUAUUCUGUGUGUCAGGAGUCUCUGCAUAUGUCAUCAUUUAUAAAUUCAGCAGACAAGAAAUUACAACAGAAAUAGUGUCAUUGGAGGUACGACUUCAGUACGAUGUUGAAGAUAUUAUUACCCCUGAACCAGAAACAAGUCCUCCAUUUCCAGAUCUCUCAUCCCAGCUUCCUUCUUCAAGGAGUCUUUCCGGAAGCACUAACACUGUGGCUAGUGAAGGAAUAACAAAGGACAGUAUCCCGUGUCUCAAUGUUAAGACACGACCAGUGCGGAUGCCUCCAGGGUAUCAAGCAGAACUUGUUAUUCAGCUGGUGUGGGUUGAUGGUGAACCUCCCCAACAGAUUACUAGUCUUGCUGUAAACUCAGCCUAUGGAAUAGUUGCAUUUGGGAACUGCAAUGGGUUGGCUGUAGUGGAUUUUAUACAGAAGACAGUACUGUUAAGCAUGGGGACCAUUGACCUAUACAGAUCAAGUGACCUAUACCAACGACAACCACGGUCUCCUCGAAAAAACAAGCAAUUCAUUGCAGACAACUUUUGCAUGCGUGGCCUGUCUAACCUUUAUCCUGAUUUAACGAAACGGAUCCGUACUUCCUAUCAGAGUUUAACUGAGUUGAAUGACAGUCCAGUUCCCUUGGAACUUGAACGUUGCAAGUCUCCCACUUCAGGACUUGCUACCAGAAUUCCUGAGACAGCACCAGGCUUUUAUAGGAAUGAAAUACCAGCUGUGAGACAGAGGAAUCAAGUACAUCAUUUGCCAGUUAAAGGAUCAAGAAAGUUAAGUCUGCCAACAGAUCUUAAGGCUGAUCUUGACCAUGUGAAUGGACACUGUACAAGUCCAACUUCUCAGAGCUGCAGUUCUGGAAAACGUCUUUCUAGUGCCGAUGUUUCAAAAAUAAAUCGUUGGGGUCCUGCAAGACCACCAUUUCGAAAGGCACAAUCAGCUGCUUGUAUGGAGAUUUCUUUACCAGUUACAACAGAAGAAAAUCGAGAGAAUUCUUAUAAUCGUUCCAGAAGCUCUAGCAUCUCCAGUAUUGACAAAGAUUCCAAAGAAGCAAUUACAGCACUGCACUUCAUGGAGUCCUUUGCCCGGAAAAAUGACUCUAUUAUCUCCCCUUGUCUGUUUGUUGGAACUAGUCUGGGAAUGGUAUUAAUCAUCUCCCUAAACCUACCUUCAGCAGAUGAACAAAGGUUUACAGAGCCAGUCAUGGUGUUGCCAAGUGGUACGUUCCUGUCAUUGAAAGGAGCUGUGCUAACAUUCUCCUGUAUGAACCGAACUGGCACGUUAAUGCAACCACCAUAUGAAGUUUGGAGGGAUCCUAACCACGUAGAUGAAAAUGAAAAAUCUUGGAGAAGGAAACUGGUUUUGAACUCCCCCUCUCUAUCCCAAGAAAUAGGAGAUCAUCAGUAUACAAUAAUAUGCUCUGAAAAACAAGCCAAAGUCUUCUCACUGCCUUCUCAGACUUGCCUUUAUGUUCAUAACAUCACUGAGACAUCUUUUAUACUACAAGCAGAUGUGGUGGUCAUGUGUAACAGUGCCUGCUUGGCAUGCUUUUGUGCCAAUGGGCAUAUCAUGAUAAUGAGCCUACCUAGUCUUCGCCCAAUGUUGGAUGUUAAUUAUUUGCCACUGACAGACAUGAGGAUAGCACGGACAUUUUGUUUUACCAAUGAAGGACAGGCAUUAUACCUUGUCUCUCCUACUGAAAUUCAGCGAUUAACAUACAGCCAAGAAAUGUGUGAUAAUCUACAGGACAUGCUAGGAGAUUUGUUUACUCCCAUAGAGACACCAGAAGCUCAAAACAGAGGCUUUCUCAAGGGACUGUUUGGUGGAAGUGGACAAACAUUUGACAGAGAAGAGCUCUUUGGGGAAGCUUCAGCAGGGAAAGCAUCUCGAAGCCUUGCCCAACACAUUCCUGGACCAGGUGGUAUAGAAGGGAUGAAAAGUGCUGCUGGAGGAGUGAUGGGAGAGCUGACUCGUGCUCGGAUUGCACUUGAUGAAAGAGGACAGAGGCUAGGAGAGCUGGAAGAGAAAACUGCAGGCAUGAUGACCAGCGCAGAAGCAUUUUCCAAACAUGCACACGAGUUAAUGCUGAAAUAUAAGGAUAAGAAAUGGUACCAAUUCUAAACUUCUAAAGAAGCUGUGACUGCUUUGAGAAACCAUUAUUCAGGGAAACCAAACUUAUUCCCAGCAUCACUAUUCAAAAAUUGCUAGAAGCCAGUUUCUUCUUCAAAAUGUUCCAUUACAGUCCAUCUGAAGUUAUCAUAAGGGAGACUUAUCAGAGAUGUUGUACAACCCAAAGGCUGGAACCCUGGUUAAAACCCCAAGAUAUGGCUGAAUUUGCCUUUUCCCACGUGGAAUGGAGCUAUCAUCUUGGCAUGUCGUUUGCUAAGGAUUUACAUUUAGGAACCAUGGGGAGUCCUUCUAAUUGAAAAAAUCCUGUACAAACAAAAGCAUUUAAUGCACUUAAUGAAAAAAAAUUUGCAUGAUAAAUUAACAUCUUAAGAGGAAAAGAAAGAAGCAUGUUGUGACAGAAGAAAAAGAAAGAUUUAUUGUAAACUAUUUUUAUAAAUUGGGCCACACCCUACAAUUUUUUUAAAAUCUGCAUUAGAAGAUAUUAGUGCAUUUCAAGUAUAUUUGUCAUACCUACCUGAAAAAGAAAACCAAAACCAAACCAAACAAACAAAACCACCAGAGUUUUCUUCUCAUCUGUAACUUUCAUUAUACAGAAGACUAGUACAUUAUUGAAUUCUUAUGGCAAGAGUCUGGUUAACAUUCUUCUCUCUCCAUAUUUUACAUCAUGGUUCUCAAUCGUAAUCAUAUAUUGCCAGUAUAGAAACUAUUCCCAACAUCUUUAUUUCCAUUUUUAUCACCUUCAGAAUGGGCUAUUUUUAGUUACAAACCAUGCAGGAUUGGGUUAUCUAUCUCAAAACAUUUAUUUUUUUUUUAAUUUAAUUUUAUUUUUUUGGCCUGGUUUGUACUCUGCAGGGGAGUUGAUGCUACAUUUGGGGAAAUUAGCCUAUAGGUGCAAUGCAGUUAGCUUUGAGAUGCAAUUUCAAAAAAAGUGAAAUUUCAUACACCCUGGCUUCAGUUUCAAAAGUGAUAUAUUUUUAAAGCUCCAUUUGUAUCCUUAUCUAAUAACUGUACAGUAUAUUUACUGGUCAACCCCAGUGUGGUCUUCAAUCCAAAGGUGCUCCUAGAAGCCUGGCAUUCACAGACCAAACUGGCCACUCUGUUUAGUAUGAUACAGUAAAACCUCACUUCAUAUUUUGGGAAAGAGAUUCUGAUUUAUUGCAUUUCUAAUGAACCAGGGCUUUCAUUAGAAAAAUACAUUUUAGUUCAAUACAUAUUAUUGAAAAUCUUCAUAAAAUGUAGUGUUGCUUUUGCUCUCUUGGUCUUGGUCAUCGUUGUGGACAGCAGAAAUACACAGAAAGUUUAAUGAAACAAAUCAAUGAUUUCAUUCCUGAUUACACCACAUAAUAAAAGCCACAGGAUCAUGUCAAUAGAUAGCAAAUAUCUAUUACUUAUUAAAAACUCUCUUAAAAUUGGAAUAAAAGAAUAUAGUCUUUAACAUGAUAAAAAAUAUAACUCAACAGGGAAGCACUAAAGGCAAAACAAAAUAACGACACCUGCCGUCAUUAUUUCACGUGAUUCUGGAAGUUUAAAAGACAUAGAAAUGAAUAUAUGCAGACUUCAGGACUGUAAUAUGUUCCUUCAAAAAGGUUUUUUUAAUUAAGAGUUUUGGCUUAUUUAAUUUUGGGUUAUCAAAUUCUUACUGGAUUUACAUUUAUGUUCCUUAAGAAUUCACCAUUUACCUGAAGUCCAAAAAAUAGUAUUUCUGUUUGUUUUUUUAAAUGGUGAAUUUGUGUGAUAUUGAAAAGGGUAAAGAUAAUUGAAGGAGUCAGAAAAUUUACAUCAAGAUAGCAUUUACCAGAGUUCUUGAAAGUUCUUGAUUUCUUAAAAGAUCCUCUCCAUGGUUCCUGUGAACAGCCUCAGGAUAUCAGAAGCUGCCUGGGAAAUAAUACAGACAUGAAACAUAAAAUUAUAUAGUAAAUCUAUUAAAGACACUUGAGACCAGGAUUUGGAAAACACUGGCGAAUUUGUGUUGUGAAGCCAUCAGUUUUAAGAAUCCAAUUUUCUGACUUUCUGAAAAAAUAUUUUAUCAUUUUGACAUUGAAAAAACCUAAAAAUGAAAUAGUAGUUAUUUUAGGAAUAAUGUAAUUCAGCCCAAAAUGAUAUUAAAUUCAAUGAAUAUCUUGAAGUCCCCAAAUAAGAUUUGGUUUAACUUCUUCUGCAUCAGAGUUUUUCAAAUGUGGCACUAUUAUAUUUUGGAUUGGUUAAUUCUUUGUUGUGCAUUUAGGAUGUUUAGCAACAUCUCUGGCCUCUGUCUACUAGAUACCAGCAGCAGUCUCCCAGCUGUAAUAAUCAGAAAUGUCUCCAGCUCUUGGCAAAUAUCCCCUGGGAGGCAAAAUUACCCCCAGUUGAGAGCCAUGAUUCUACAUCAUUUAAAGAGACAGAUUAAGUGUGAAUAUGUAAUAUACAACUUGUUACAUAAAACUGUACAUCAUAAGUGUACAAUGUCCAAAUAAGAUGAAUUAACACACCCAAAACUUACAUGUGUUUCAUAUACAAUAAAAUAUAAUUUAAAAAAAAACCAUAUAAAUCAAUGAAAAAUAACAAUUACAGAAUAUUUUAAAGCUUACAGAUAAAGCACCAAAAAGGACAAUAUAAUAUUUGAUAAUAAAAGUGCUUAAAGCUAUGGCUUCAAUGAAUAGAUCAAAAGUUUGUAAUUAAUACAUCAAUUGGAAGUAAAUAGGUGCUUCUGAAAUGCUUGAAAAUAGGUCAUUUUAAAGUUUAAAUGUCUUUCAAAUUUGUUUUUAUAAACCCUUUCUUAAUAUAACUUCAUCCCACAAACUUCUGAUCAGUAGGAAUCCAAAUUAAUGAGGUUUUACUGUAUCAAAAUUAUUUUUAUAAUUCAGAGAUAGCAAUAAUAGUAAUCUAAUGUGGAUGUGAUUUUUCUCUGAACAUAUUUGUUCUGUUGCAUUGACUCUAGUGUACAUGCACACAAAUACACAAUCUCUUCGUCGUCACCAUCAUCGUCGUCAUCAUCCUCCUCUUUUUUGGAAAAUGAGUUUUUUGAUCCAUGUAAUUUUUUGCAUUUUCCUUCCCAUCUUGACUAUGUAAAUGUCAUUCCUCUUUUAUGGACUAUUAGAAAAAUACUCCUAAUAACUUGGACAAUGAGAGAGAAAAUGACUCUGAGCCUUGGUUUUCAUCAAAAUUACAUUAUAUCUCUUAAGGUGGCAUCAGAAGUUAAGGCCUGCAAACUAAGGUCUCAACAAAUCAACCUUAUUUCCCUAUGACUCCCUCAAGAGAUAAGCCCUUCUUAGAGUUCCAGCAGAAAGUGGGCCUUUCCGUUCCAUUCAUCAAUAAGAAGCUGGAAGUAUUUGUUUUCCUGGUUCUAAUCACAUGAGCAAUAAUCCCUACCAUGAAAGCAUCCAUUAAUCUUGGGGUUUAUCAUUUAUUUUAAUUCCAUAAAAAAGCAGAACUUACUGACUUUGCUUCCUAAACUUCACUGAGCCCCAAAUUUAGUGACCCAAUCACCAUCAGGGUCAUUGUCAGACUUCAACUUUGGAAGGACAGUGAUAGAACUGAAAUGUUUUCCAAUAAUUCAGUCAUAAAGAUAAUUUUUCAAAUAUUUUAUAUAACCUUUGAGUGAUUCUCAAGCUGAUAAAUCAAAAUCCAUGUCUCUGUCCCUCAAAGUUUUUAAGGGAUCUUAAAGAAAACGUUUACUUUGGAGUCCCUUUUAAUGUAAUCCACAAGUCCAGUUUUAAAUAUACCAUCUGUCUGUUAUCUGCGUUAAGGGAUCACCAUGCCUUUGAGAGAGAAAAAAUAAUAAUACUAUACCUAAGGGUGGUUGAAGAAGAUUAAUAAUUUGUUCCUUGAGAAUACAAUAUUUGUGCAGAAGGUAAAACUGAAGCAGGUCAGGAAGAGUAAGGUAAAAAUCUUCUCCUCGGCUUAGGAUCGCUGGGACAACCCGGAAACAUAUUUGCACUAUUGUAGCCUGCCCCUAUUGGGGCAGGGGGAACAACACUGUAACCUGACCAUAUGGGCUCAGAGAGGGCAAUUCCAAAAGGAGUUAGGGCAUUAAUAGUAGGUCUUGUUCUUUGUGUCAGGAAAAAUGUGGUAGCCUUUACAGCUUCUUCACCUCUGUCCUCUGUAGCCCCAACUGUAGCCCCAACCCUAUUUUUGACUAGGUACUACUAUUUUGCAUGCACACUGCCCUGGGUGCCCGAAAUGCUUGCCAGUAACUCAUGUACUUUGGUUGAGCAUUAUCUCCAGUAUGCACCAUUCCAAGGAGAAUGGUUAUCAGCAUUGCAAAUUUAGAGUGUAUUUUUGCAGAGAACAUAGCCCUGAAAGGAAGGGAUGCAAAAUAGAGAAGUUUGAGUUGGGAAUGGAGGAGGAAGUGUCAAGUUGGUGCGUGAGGGGUGGAGAGGGAUAUGGGAGCCAGAGUGCUUUAGAAGAGGCUUUGAUAAGGAACCAGAAGUACAGGGAUUGCCUUUAUGUAUUUAUCCAGGGGAGUGAUUCUCAACCUUGGCUGCACAUAAGACUCACCUGAAGGACUUUUAAAAUUCCCAAUUGUAUCAAAAUCUCUUGGGGUCAGAACCAGACAUCAGUAUUUUUUAAAGCCUCCAAGGUAGUUUCAGUGUCUAGCCAAGGUUGAUAGCCACUGCUUUAUGGCCAACUGAGGAAGACUCCUUUGUCUGCAUUGGCUUGUGCCCAGCUGUACCUCUGAGGGUUCAGAGAAGAUAUAGCUGUACUGACUGGAUUGAUAUUUGCUUCUUGCCUCACACAGGAACAAAAGUGAGUGCAUAUUUCUAACAAGGCAGAGCCCCAUUAACUCUUAAAAACUCUGUCUUUGUGAUAUUCUCCUAUAUGACUUGCCCGUUAAAUAUUCCAAUUCAAACAUCCAGGUUUUUGAUUGCCUUAUACAUGUGACAUUGCAAGAUAUCAGAAAUACCCCAGCAAAUUCAACAGCAUGUAGAGCUAAGUGGCAAACUAAUUCUCAAUAAUUAAACAGUUCCAAUUCUCAAAACAAUUAUUUACUAAAUCAGGUCCAAAUUUCUUAUUCAUUCUUCUUUUGGAGGAGACUAGGUACCUGUUCUGAUUAGGUCUAUUUUAUUGGACUUGGUAUUAGCAAGAAGGAAGAACAACUCUUGUUGUCUUAGCUCCCAGGGCCACUUGGAUUUGUUUUCUUCGUUACUGGAUAUAUGUUUAAAGGGAGAAGAAUGCCUGCAAUCAUUAUCUGACCUCAAGUGUCCUGAGACAGUGCUUACACCAUCAAAAAGUCCAGUCUAUCAAAAGGCUAUAUCCACAAUGAGAAAAAAUCGGAGAGCGGUGUCUCAUAUUGCUUCCCCUCUGAUAAUGGCCCACCCUUCUCAACUGCAAAGCUGGAAAAUAAACUAGUUGGUGGUUUUGGACAAUUGUACACAGGAUCAAAAUCUCUAAUAACUUAUAAUUUUUAGUACUUAAUUAUGUGAUGUCUUAUUCUAGGAAAUAAGAAAACAGAUGACAUCAUUGAUGUAUCUUUCUUUCACCUUCAGAAUUUUUGCAUCUUUUCAGAAAAUGACAAAUUACUAUUUUUCUGUUGCACUCAGCAAUUGUGACUAUCCUUAACAAAAUUCUUGUAGUCUGUAGAGAUAUCAAUAAAAUUGUAUAUGUUUGUACAUAUAUGUUCUCUUAUGUCAUGAUGUCAUGCACUUCUAACGGUUUUUGUCAAGAUUAAAUAUAGACACAGGUAAGACCCUCAUUUGCAAUGCUGUGAACUUGGUUUUCAAAAUCUAAAUGUUUUUUAAAAAGUACGGAGUAGGAGAGAGCAAUGUACAGCAUAUUUAUUUAAACUGAAAAAAUGUAAACAAAAAUUCUCCAAACUCAUAGAUUUUGCUAGAUUUUAUUAAUCCAAAAGGCUAGAAAUAGUUUCCAUCAGAUUGGAGAUCUGUGUAACUUUUUAUUGGAAGACUUUGCAAACAAUUUAUGACUGACUUCCACUUUCAGUGAAGUACAAAUAGAAUUAAGUUUGGUGAGAAUGGAGAAUAAUAAAUUGAAGUUAAGUAAAAGAUGUACCUACAAAUGGAACACACAAACCUCACUUCCUCACUUCGUUUCUGCUGUGGCACUGUUCAGGAUCCAGGCAGCAGAAUUAACCCUAUGAUUGGCUUACACCACCACCUAGUGAUUGUGAUGAAAGCUCAUUAACCCAACACCUUCAAAGCCCCUGCAGAAAGUGUGUGCUCUUCUGCUCUCCUGGCUUUCAUCAGCAUAGUUCAUUCCUAUUCAAGUGCUUCCCUUAUGUAUACCUACACUAUGGCCUUAACCAACUAUUCUUCCAAAUCCCGUCUAUCUCAGGAAAAAUUCCACCCACCAUAAUAUCCCUCAUAGUUUUGGCUCCAUAUAAAAAUAGAAGGGGGAAAAAAAAAAAAAACCAACCACCAACCC
This is a messenger RNA of Choloepus didactylus (southern two-toed sloth), 10216 nucleotides long. RefSeq names its product syntaxin binding protein 5 like (gene STXBP5L). Gene Ontology annotation, molecular function: GTPase activator activity; myosin II binding; syntaxin binding. Gene Ontology annotation, cellular component: SNARE complex; cytoplasm; plasma membrane. The transcript has 30 exons. The record is from RefSeq and is a predicted model, not a curated record. Bases 146 to 3850 code for a protein of 1234 amino acids. Gene Ontology annotation, biological process: regulation of exocytosis; regulation of protein secretion. Lineage: Eukaryota; Metazoa; Chordata; Mammalia; Pilosa; Megalonychidae.